GGGUCGUCACAGAAGGGCGCUUGCGUAGUCGUCACGUGACCCCACAGACCGAAACAAGCAUGGCGCCGCGAAAGUGAGGAAAAACUCUGCUGUGAGUGCUUUUCCACUCAACUGCUUCAGUUAACCGCGCUUCUUAUGUAAUGGAAAGUGAUCACCGGACUGCCUUUUGUCACUUAUGUGCACUUCAGUAACACUGGAGCCGAGCAGUAUGCCUCAGAGGAAACAAACUAACACAAACGGGGACAUUCCCCCUGAAAGCCAGUUGCUGGCCGAAGACACACAGGAAGAUGCAGCCAUUGAUGUUGAGAGCUCAACUUCACUUCUGGUUCCGGUAUCAACCAGAGACAAGCAGCGAAAAGAGAGGAAAAACAAAAUCAAAACCAAAGAGAUGACAGAGGAGGAGAUGAUGGCCUUGGCUUUGCGUCUAAGCGCACAGGAAGCCAAUGUCAGUGCGCUGAGAGUGCAGCAGGAAGAAGAAGCCAUGAUGAAAGCCAUCAAAGAAAGCAUGUGUUCCCAAAGUCAGAGCAUGUUGACAGAAGCAGACUCCUUGUUGACGUGCCGCUCUCGGCACAGACGUUUACACUCAAACGGCGUGGCGGAGUCCAACGUGACAGCGUCAGGGGAUUGCUGCACCGCGGGGGCCAACCUGAGCCAAGAAAUGCCAUGUAAAGGACAAAAUAGCCGUCUGAAAAAGCAGAAAAGGAAGGAAGGCCCGUCGCCAGAGUUGACGCAAACUCACCAAAUUUGCUCUCAGGCGUCAACAAGCAGCUCGGAGUCACAGCUUGCAAUUUUGGACACAGCUCAGAGUUGUGAUACCACGCAGAUCGACAACUCCCAACACCCUAAAUCCCCUGUUUUUCCCGUGAGCACAGUCAGCGUCACUUUCACCCAACUGAACCAGGACCUCGUGGAGACCUGCAGGACCACUGGCUUUGUGUUGUGCUCUCAACUCGACCCCGAGCUAUGCAUACCCGAGAGAGACACGUCGGCAUGCCACAAAAGUCCGCUCUUCUCCGAGUCAGACGAGGGAGAUGAUACUGAAAUGCAGUAUCAUGAGUAUCUAAAAAGUCCCGUGUUUGGCAGAGAAACUCAGCAGGGCGGGUGCCCGGCAGAUGUCCUUAGUCCAGAGAGACAAAACUCAGACCUCAACUUCUCCUCUCAAGAGAGUUUCAGCCCAUCUACGAAGCUCACAUCCUGUCCACACAAAAGCCUCGUAUUCCCGAGGAGCCCCACUCCCUCAAAGCAUCUUGCUUCCUCCAAGAACUCUCAGUCAUUCUCAGAAAGCCCUGUCUUACUGGAGACAGAUGGGGAGCACAUUCUCUCAACACAGCGAGGAGCUGCAGAAGAGCUAAGCAAUGUUUCCAAACGCACCCCGGAAGCGGAGCUGACCAGUGACAUGACGCUACAGUGGUCUGAAGAAGAUGAGGAAGAGACGCUGGUGAUAUCACCUAGUCCAAUUUUCCCAGAGGAGAGGCGUUUUCGUACAUCAGAAGCUCAAGCAGCUAGUCAGAACCACGUAGCUGGAGAUGAAGCAACCCUCGGGACAAAUACUUCAAGCUGCAGCCUGAGCACUCAGGAGCCUUUGUCCACCCAGCCAACGGUUCACUACUAUUGGGGCGUUCCCUUCUGUCCGAGAGGCCUGGAUGCGGACGCCUACACACAGGUGAUCCUGACGCAGAUGGAGGUGUAUGAGAAGAGCUUGAAGGAGGCUCGGAGGAGUCUGCUAAGGAAGGCUGAGUGGGGAGACGCCAUCGUGCCGCAGGCAGAGAAAUGCCCAUCACCUGAAUCAUCUCAACGACACAAAGUUCCUCGAAGACGUGGUCUAAGAAUGAGGGACCGAAAGCUCAGUGACAGCGUUCCGGUUGAGCCUGAAGAGGAAGAGGCAGAGGAGGAGGAGGCGACGGUGGCAGUGGAGGAAGAGGAGGAGGAGGAAAAGAAGCAUCAUCAGCAGGAGGAGGAGCAGGAAAAAGAGCUGGAGGAUGAUGAGACUGACUGUGGAGAAGGAGAUCAGCUGGGUACUGAUGACUGUGUGGUUUGUCCUGGUACUGAGAUGUUUUAUUACACUUCCAGACUGUAGUAUCUAGUCCAGGGGUCGGCAACCUUUACUAUGAAAAGAGCCAUUUUACCCCCUUGCCCACUGAAGAAAAAUAGCCUGGAGCCGCAAAACAAUGUUUAAAACAACAUUGGAGGGAAUUUGGGGGUAUCAAAGUAGUUCAGAUAAGAAAAGACGAGUUGGAGUACUCUUGCUAGUAUUGGAGAUAAACUUACAUAAAUUUAUGUGUAAACUACUGUAAACCUACCGGAUUUGUUUACUCUGGCGCAAACAAGUUCCCAUGCCGCUGUUUUUAAAUGAUCUCUAAUUUAUUUUUUAGAAUUGUCAAAUAGCUCUGAGAAAGUAUUACUUAUUUUCCUUCAUGUUUACCAUAAAUAGCAUCCUGUCUGCUCAUCCUCAUCCAAUCACCGGUCAGAACUCAGUCGGGAUGCAUUCAUGGUCUCACACAAAGUUGGAUUUUUUUAAACUCAUUACAAAAGACGUGCAUUUUCCCCACUCGGGUGUUAAAAAAUAGGGAGCCACAACAAAGAGGCUGAAGAGCCACAUGCGGCUCUGGAGCCGCGGGUUGCUGACCCCUGAUCUAGUCCAUGCCUGCAUAACGAGUGUCCCUUUUU
Doryrhamphus excisus (bluestripe pipefish) is the source of this 2667-nucleotide messenger RNA. NCBI's taxonomy places the organism in Eukaryota, Metazoa, Chordata, Actinopteri, Syngnathiformes, Syngnathidae. The record is from RefSeq and is a predicted model, not a curated record.